CUUGUGGCUGGUCCCCAAUUGGACUGACUGUCCUGACCAAAUCUCCCAUUGUUGUUUUUCCUCUGAAAUUGUCAUUCCAGAAUGAUGUUUUUCCUUUUGAAUCCUUGAACUAUUUACUGUUGGUGCCAUCUCCAUGGCUCUAUCUGCAGUUUUUGCCCUUCCAAUCUUUCUAAGUAUUUUCUCCUAGAUCUUAUUAAGUAGUUUGAGUCAGUUACACAGUUGUGCCUGGAUUACUGGUACACAGGCAGUUAAAUCCCUGGAUUGUGUGUCAAAGGCAAGCUUACAGCAGGGGUUACAGUAGCCCAUUAAUUUAAAAGUGACAGAAUUUUGGAGCUCACUCAUCACAUUGUUUUGGGGGGAUCUCAUCUCAGUUGUAACAGGACACUCAAAAAAUAGUUCCCUAACUUGAGUUGUUGGUACUGGUUCUUUUUUGGGUUUUCUGGUUAAAAAUAUUUUGGAUCAGGCAAGUUGGCACUUCUCUAGUCUUACAGUCUGGGAGAUUCUGUGGGAAGUGAAGCUAGGUGAAGCCUUUGACUUCAGGAUCAUAGUUUCCAGAUGAACCUAGUUUAGUAACCACUGAAGUUACUUCUGUACUGGAGCUGUGUGAUGGUCUUCACAAGCUGGGCUGUUGGAACAUCUCACAGCAGUGCCUUUGCUUAAUGUGGCACUGCCUCACUCUUUGUCUUGACACUGGCAGCCUCGCUGCUGGGCUGCAGGGAGCACGAGCCAGCCAUGGGAAACGAGUAACUCCCUUGAUCAUAGAAGUGGUCCUGCUGGGGUACAUCUGAGUUGCAUGUGCAGGAAGUGGUGAAGAAGCGAAGUUCAUGUUGUGACUUCCCGUGCCACAUGUGCUCUGCUGAUGAAAAGCAGGCUUUGGUUUGCAGGCUGUCUGGUACGUUUCAGGCUCCUGAGUUAUGAACACAGAGGAAGGCUCUGCUCUGCCACCAAUACAGUAUGGAAGCCAUCGCCAAGUUUGAUUUCACUGCUUCUGGAGAGGAUGAGCUGAGUUUCCAGGCUGGGGAUAUCCUGAAGGUUUUGAGCUCCCAGGAAGAGUGGUACAAAGCUGAACUCCGAAGCCAAGAGGGCUAUGUUCCUAAGAACUUCAUUGAUUUCCAAGUUCCCCCCUGGUUUGAUGAGAAGAUAUCCCGCCACGAAGCUGAGAGCAUCCUCAUGAGCAAAGGAGUUGGUUCUUUCAUUGUCCGAGCCAGUCAGAACUCUCACGGUGACUUCUCCAUCUCUGUCAGGCAUGAAGAUGAUGUACAACACUUCAAAGUGAUGAGGGACUCAAAGGGAAACUAUUACUUGUGGACAGAGAAAUUCUACUCACUGAACAAGCUGGUAGACUACUACAGGACAAGUACUAUCUCCAGGCAGAAGCAGAUUCUCCUGAGGGACGACAGCCGAGAAGAGAAGGAAAGGCGUGGUGGGAGCCUGGAACGAAUGAGCCGGGAUGGACUCCAUGUGGGUGGAGCAGCUGGAGAAGCUCAUUCUUCUAUCUCCAAGAGAUAUGUGGACCAUCCUGUCCCCAUGUUGCACCAGCAACAGGAUAGGUACGGGGGGAGCCUGGACAGGAAAGAUGCACUGCAUGGACUAAGAUAUCAUAGCCAAGGAAGUGCAGCAGCUAUGCAACGCAGACACACGGACCCACUGCACCAGCAGACACCGCGAAUACUAUGGGUCCGUGCCUUGUACGACUUUGAUGCUGUGGAACAUGAUGAGCUGGGCUUUCGCAGCGGAGACAUCGUAGAAGUCCUAGACAGCUCCAACCCAUCAUGGUGGAAGGGACGUCUGCGUGGGGAACUGGGUCUCUUCCCUGCCAACUACGUCACACCGGUGCUACUGUGAGGCUGCAUUUGUGCCCCAGAGGUUCAUAUCAGAGCUGCUUAUCUGACAUGACAGGGACAGAGAAGGAGUGCAUCUUCCCUUGUCCCCAGGACAUUUGGUGGUUUUGGUUUUGUCUUAAUUUAUUGGCAAUUGAUCUUUCGAGACGCUGGUAAGAAAGAGAACCCUCUGAAGGAUUUUGUUUCCCUGUUUUGCAUGUUCAUGACUGAGAGGGGAGCAAGAAUCCUGGACUGUUGAUUGAAAUCUUGCUGGAUCCUCCCUGCCCAUCAUUCGUUUGUUUAAGUAUUGAUAACUUCCUGCAGUUGGGUUCGUUCAGUGGAAAUGGCACCUCAGAGAAAUCAGGCUUUGGUAUCUGGGUAGAACCUACCCCUUUUAUUUUGGAUCUGGUUGCAUUUAUAGUCCAUUCAAGCUCUGUUUCACCUUUCUUUCAGAGGUAGGACAAGUGCCCAGGUGAAUAAAAUGAUGACUGGUAAUCACAUUUCAUUUAGAUAGGGACGAAAAGUCCUCAGGCUGAGGCACAAGGCAACCAUGACUUUUCUAAAUAUUUUUUGGCUUCCACCUCUAGCACUUUCUGUGGGCUUAGACUCUGUGGAUACCAGGUGAAGGGGUGAAAUCCUGUAAGUUUUUGUACAAACAACCUGGUGAUGAAGAUAUGGGAGGGUGAGAAGCUAAUUUCAGUGCUUCUACAGACAGUAGAAGACAGUCUGUGGAAGCACUACAGACAGUCCUGCUGUCCUGCACUUCUGUCUGCACCCUAUUGCAACAAUCUGUCUCAUUUUCAAGCUGCUUUCCAAGGUACCUGUGCAUCCUUGUAGAUGUCCUGGUUAUAGAGCAGAUCAAGCCCUUCAGCUAAAUGAAUAUCCUCUGGAUUGAAUAACAGUGGGCAAGCCUUACUGGUUCCUUUCUAAAACUGCACUGGGGAGGGGCUGGGAAGAAGAGGUUUUUCAGGUUUGGUGCCAGAAGUUCUGUCCCUGAGAAGGUGGGGUGUUCUGGAUCACUGAGUACACGGCUCUGACUUGCCAGUGGAAUGCCUCAUGCAAAUCAUUGAGCUGUUACUUUACAGUAUGCAGAGAAUAAAGUUGCGGCCAUUGAA
Messenger RNA from Lagopus muta (rock ptarmigan), 2935 nucleotides. It is a transcript of the gene GRAP2, whose product is annotated as GRB2 related adaptor protein 2. Lineage: Eukaryota; Metazoa; Chordata; Aves; Galliformes; Phasianidae. Gene Ontology annotation, molecular function: protein binding. The coding region runs from base 955 to 1845 and encodes 296 amino acids. The transcript has 8 exons. The record is from RefSeq and is a predicted model, not a curated record.